AUGCCCGGCUUCGACUUCUCAAACUACAACCGCAAUGCGGCCCUCCACGCCCGAGGUGUCCCCCUCCCCAAGGCGACGAGCACAGGUACCACCAUCGUAGGAUGCAUAUUCGACGGCGGUGUUGUGAUUGCCGCCGAUACAAGAGCAACUUCCGGUCCCAUCGUCGCCGACAAGAACUGCGAAAAGCUGCACUACAUCGCUCCCCAGAUUUGGUGUGCAGGAGCCGGUACCGCCGCCGACACCGAGUUCACCACGGCAAUCAUAUCCUCCAACCUCGAGCUCCACGCCCUCUCCACGGGCCGCAAGCCCCGCGUCGUCACCUGCAUGACCAUGCUCAAGCAGCACCUCUUCCAGUACCAGGGCCACAUUGGUGCCUACCUCGUCGUCGCCGGCGUCGACCCCACGGGAACCCACCUCUUCACCGUCCACGCCCACGGUUCCACCGACAAGCUCCCCUACGUCACCAUGGGCUCCGGCUCCCUGGCCGCCAUGUCCGUCUUCGAGACCCAGUGGAAGCCGUCUCUGACCCAGGACGAGGCCGUCAAGCUCGCCAGCGACGCCAUCCAGGCCGGUAUCUUUAACGAUCUCGGCUCCGGAAGCAACGUCGACGUCGCCAUCAUCACAAAGGACAAGACCACCCUCAAGCGCGGCUUCGUCAAGCCCAACGAGCGUAGCGCUAAGCUCAAGAGCUACGCCUUCCAGAAGGGCACCACGGCCGUGCUCAACGAGAAGAUUAUCAAGAAGAACGAGAUUGGCCGCUACGUGAGCGUAACGGAGGUGCCGGCCGGUGAAGCGAUGGAGGUUGAUACCUAG
This is a messenger RNA of Colletotrichum costaricense, 813 nucleotides long. RefSeq names its product proteasome subunit beta type-7. Gene Ontology annotation, molecular function: threonine-type endopeptidase activity. Gene Ontology annotation, cellular component: proteasome core complex. The record is from RefSeq and is a predicted model, not a curated record. The coding region runs from base 1 to 813 and encodes 270 amino acids. Lineage: Eukaryota; Fungi; Ascomycota; Sordariomycetes; Glomerellales; Glomerellaceae. The transcript is spliced from 2 exons.